Molecule: messenger RNA, 772 nt
Organism: Sus scrofa (pig)
Lineage: Eukaryota; Metazoa; Chordata; Mammalia; Artiodactyla; Suidae
Gene: ARF5
Product: ADP ribosylation factor 5
Molecular function (GO): GTP binding; GTPase activity
Source: RefSeq, marked provisional
CCAGUUCCAGCCCGCACCCCGCGUCCGUCCCCGCGCCCCCUCCCCCAGGCCCCGCCAUGGGCCUCACGGUGUCCGCGCUCUUUUCGCGGAUCUUCGGGAAGAAGCAGAUGCGGAUCCUCAUGGUUGGCUUGGAUGCAGCUGGCAAGACCACAAUCCUGUACAAACUGAAGUUGGGGGAGAUUGUCACCACCAUCCCCACCAUAGGCUUCAAUGUGGAAACAGUGGAAUACAAGAACAUCUGUUUCACAGUCUGGGACGUGGGAGGCCAGGACAAGAUUCGGCCUCUGUGGCGGCACUACUUCCAGAACACUCAGGGCCUCAUCUUCGUGGUGGACAGUAAUGACCGAGAGCGGGUCCAGGAAUCUGCCGAUGAACUCCAGAAGAUGUUGCAGGAAGACGAGCUGCGCGAUGCGGUGCUGCUGGUGUUUGCCAACAAGCAGGACAUGCCCAACGCCAUGCCCGUGAGCGAGCUGACCGACAAGCUGGGGCUGCAGCACUUGCGCAGCCGCACGUGGUACGUCCAGGCCACCUGUGCCACACAAGGCACAGGCUUGUACGAUGGGCUGGACUGGCUGUCCCAUGAGCUGUCGAAGCGCUAGCCAACCACAGGCCAGCCCCUGCUGCCCGGAAGCUCCCGCGUGCACCCCGGGACGACCAGACUCCCGGACUCCUCAGGCAGUGCCCUUCCCUCCCAGCUCCUCCUCCCCCGCAGACACAGGCCUCUGCGCCUGCUCCUGCCUGCAUGUUCUCUCUGUUGUUGGAGCCUGGAGCC